This is a messenger RNA of Pelmatolapia mariae (spotted tilapia), 1263 nucleotides long. Its product is annotated as GTPase IMAP family member 4-like. Gene Ontology annotation, molecular function: GTP binding. The transcript has 5 exons. Bases 1 to 1263 code for a protein of 420 amino acids. The record is from RefSeq and is a predicted model, not a curated record. Lineage: Eukaryota; Metazoa; Chordata; Actinopteri; Cichliformes; Cichlidae.
AUGCAGGGAGAAAAACACGAGAACACGGAGGGGAGCAACACAGACGAAACAGCAACUAACAGAGGCAGACACGAGGAUUCUGGCAGGACAAAUGAUAAUGAGGUCAGGAUUGUGACAGUGGGAAAGACUGGAACUGGAAAGAGUGCUACUGGAAACACUUUUCUGGGUCACGAGUGCGCUGAAUCCAGAUUCAGCGCUGUGUCUAUGACUGUAGAGUGUUUAAAAGGCAAAGUUAAAGCAGAUGGACAUCGUGUUGCAGUCAUUGACACCCCGGGGCUGUUUGAUACCAGGUUUGAUAAGGAGAGAACAACUAAAGAUGUAUGCCAGUGCAUCUCCUAUGCUUCUCCAGGACCCCAUAUCUUCUUGGUGGUCGUCAGACUGGGCAGAUACACUGAAGAGGAAAAACAGACGGUGCAAAAGAUUCAAAAAAUCUUUGGCCACGCAGCAGACAAAUACAGCAUGGUUCUCUUUACCCAUGGGGACCUACUUGAAGGCACCACUAUUGAAGAGUUCUUAGAAGAAAGCUCAGACCUGCAGGAACUCGUGGCCAGAUGUAACGGUCAGUACCACGUCUUCAACAAUAAACUGAAGGAGCGCUCUCAGGUCACUGAGCUGAUCCAGAAGAUCAGAGAGAUAGUCCAGAAGAACGGAGGAAGCCACUACACCAACGAGAUGUUCCAAGAGGCUGAGAGGGCGAUUGAAGAGGAGAAACAACGCAUCCUGAGAGAGAAAGAAGUAAUGCGAGAAAAAAUUGAAAACAUGGAAAGAGAAAUACAGGAAAGAUAUAAGAAAGAGAUGCAGAAAUACAACGAAAAACUCCAGGCUGAGAGAGAGAGGGAGAGGAAGGACCGAGAGGAGGAGAGGAAGAGGGAGAGGGAGAGGGAGGAGAAAGAAUGGGAGAUGAAGAAGUUAAAGGAGAAGUGUGAGAGAGAAGUGGAGGAAGAAAGAUGCAAGAUUCAGUCCUGGUGUGAAAAUGAGGCCAGAGAUGAAGCUGAGAAGUUUAAUCCAUUAUAUCAUCUGAUACGAAUCGGAAACUCUACUUUGGCAGCCAAGGACUUCAUGUUAUCUGUGGACCAGGCCAUUGUGAAUGGCCAUAUCACUAUCUUCAGUGACGCACUUAUCCUGAUGUUUGGCUCUUACUACUGCAUGAACAUUUCUUAUCCAGUAGCCCAAGCAGCAACCUUGGAAUUCUUCAACGUCGCCCCGAGUGACGUCACCGCGUUGCACCUAUUUGCCACAGCAGAUGCCCCCGAUUUUCGGUAA